Messenger RNA from Erigeron canadensis, 3160 nucleotides. RefSeq names its product protein TRANSPARENT TESTA 9. The transcript is spliced from 21 exons. Gene Ontology annotation, biological process: endosomal transport; regulation of autophagosome maturation; endosome to lysosome transport. The record is from RefSeq and is a predicted model, not a curated record. Lineage: Eukaryota; Viridiplantae; Streptophyta; Magnoliopsida; Asterales; Asteraceae. Gene Ontology annotation, cellular component: endolysosome membrane; late endosome. Bases 316 to 2790 code for a protein of 824 amino acids.
UCAUCUUUAAUAACUUGAACCACCGGAGCUAAUCAUCAGCAAUCACCGAUCUCCUUCUCACCGUCUCUCAUAAUUCUCUUUCCCCCCAUAAAUCCUAUUAUUCUCUUACAAAAACUGAUUCAAUACAUAUAUAUAUUAUAUAUAUAUCAGAAAUCAUAUAUAUUGAUUGAUUGUGAUCAAAUUAUUUCGAAAUUAUUAUUAUAAUUAAAUUUGCAAAAAGAGGAUUUGAAGUGGUGUAAUGUGAUGUUUGAAACCCUAAUUAUAAUUAGGGUUUUCUAACGGACUAUAUAUAUAUAAUUAUAUAUAUAAUCAAUCAUGUGGUUUUCUUUCUGGAAACCUAGAGAUCGUUACACUUUAGAUGAACUCAGAUAUUUAACUGACCAGCUGGCGAAAUUUCAAGUGGUUAAUGAUGUCAACAAGGGUGAUGUGGUGGAGACUUUGAGAUUAAUUGCAGAGUUGAUAAUAUAUGGUGACCAAAAUGACACAAAUUUCUUCGAGUAUUUUAUGGAGAAGCAGGUCAUGGGUGAAUUUGUACGUAUACUAAAGAUCAGCAAGAGUGUGGCUGUUUCAAUUCAAUUGAUACAAUCAAUGGAAAUUAUGAUUCAGAACCUGAAAAGUGAUCACUCUAUAUAUUAUUUGUUCAGUAAUGAACACAUCAAUUUCCUUGUAACUUAUUCUUUUGACUUCCGGAAUGAAGAGCUAUUGCACCAUUUUAUAUCCUUCAUCAGAGCAAUCAGUGUAAAGUUGAACAAGAAUACAAUAUCGUUGCUUGUUAAGACGGAAAAGGAAGAAAUAGUUGCCUUUCCACUUUAUGUAGAGGCAAUUCGUUUUGCAUUUCAUGAAGAUGGCAUGAUCCGUACUGCAGUUCGGUCAUCAACGCUACAUAUAUAUCAUGUUGGAGAUGUAUAUGUCAAUAAAUAUAUCGCCAGCCCACCCCAUGAUGAGUACUUUUUAAACUUGGUUAUCUAUUUUAAAGAGCACUGCAUCGGCUUAAAUGGAAUGAUAUCAUCAAUAACAGAGAGCCAAGGUCCUGAAUCAACCUCUAGCAUACUCUCUGCAGUGGAUAUCAUUGAAGACAAUCUAUGCUAUCUUAGUGAUGUUCUAUCGGCUGGGAUUCCUGAUGUUGUGACGUUAAUUACAGACAACAUGUUGAAACUUCUCAUAUUCCCGCUGCUACUUCCUUCAUUAAGAAUUGGAGUUUCUGAUGGAAAGAAGUUCAGUUCUGUCACAUCUCUUUAUUUGCUGUCUUACAUAUUGCGGAUCCUUAAGGUUAAGGACCUGUCAAAUACUGUUGCUGCUGCCUUGAUUUGCUCUAUCGAAGGCUCUUUUCAAAAUUCGGAGGGUAAACUCAACGGCUUCAAAACAGACCAUGAUGAUGAACCUCAUGAGAGCCAUGUAGAUGAUGAUAAGCCAGAUGGCAAUCUGGAUUCUAGUUGCAAGAUUUUAUCAACUUCAUCGAGUGUUCAACUUAAUUGCUGGGGUUCUUCAGUUUUACGGGAUGCUUUAAUCUCUUACAUCACAAGUGGCGAUGAUAUGCAUGUGGCUGGCUCUUUGAGUCUUUUGGCCACCUUCUUGCAAACUAAAGAGCUUGAUGAAUCAAUGCUAGAUGCUCUUGGAAUUCUUCCACAACGUAAACAACAUAAAAAAUUCUUGCUGAAAGCCUUGGUUGGUGAGGGUUCUGGUGAGGAGCAACUUUUUGCUUCGGAAAACUGCACAUCAAAGGAUGGCAGUGAUGGUGAACUCAAUAUUUACCUACAAAGGUUGAAGGACCAGUAUGAAGUAUCAUGUUCGUAUCAGGAAGUCGGACAAAGCCCUCGUGUACAUAGAUUUCUAGUACUAGAUGCGUUGAUUAGUCUUUUUUGCCGAACAGAUAUAUCAGCUUAUACUUUAUGGGAUGGAGGUUGGCUGUUUAGGCAAUUGCUUCCUUAUAGUAAGACUGAGUUCAACACUCGUCAUCUUCAAUCCCUCAAGGAUUCCUUUAUAAGUUGUCGUAGCCAACUUCUUGAUGUGCAAAGAGGAUCCUGGUCCGAUCUACUUAUACAAGUGAUAUGUGAUGAGUGGAGAAGAUGCAAAAGAGCAAUUGAGGCUUCAUCCCCUCGAAAGGAACCAAAGUCCAUACUCUUUCCACCAAAAAUGUCUUCAUCGAGUGAUGUUACGUCCGUUGAAUCAUCUUUUGCUGCUAGUGAAACGAUGAACGAGCGUGUUAAGGUGUUCGUGCUUCUUUAUCAGCUCCAGUAUUUCUCAGCUGGUAGAUCUCUGCCAGAUCAGCCUCCCAUCAACCCUCAAGUUGACUUCUCUGAAACUUCGCGAGCAAAAUCCGCUGGUCUGAAUGAUGUUGGCCCAAAACUAAGCACCGAAUUAAAUCUUGUUGAUGCAGUCCCGUGUAGAAUUGCUUUUGAGAGAGGAAAGGAACGUCACUUUAGCUUUUUGGCGAUUUCUAUGGGAACUUCUGGAUGGAUAAUCCUUGCAGAGGAAUUGCUUCAGAAACCUCGUUUUGGAAUUGUUCGUGUUGUCGCACCUUUGGCUGGAUGUAAUCCAAGAAUAGAUGAAAGGCAUACAAGAUGGUUACACCUCCGAAUCCGUCCAUCUACUUUACCCGUAACGGAAACUUCAAAAAACGUUGCCAACCUUAAACUCAAAUCAAAAUCAAUGGUUGAUGGAAGGUGGACCCUUGCAUUCAAGGAUGAAGAGUCUUGCAAGUCAGCUUUGACCAUGAUUCAGGAAGAGAUUGACUUGCUAUGCACUGAAGUAGAGAGAAGACUUGCACCUUUAUUAUCUGAAGAAAUGUGAAACAAUUCAAAUUCUUUUGGUCGACAGUCAACACAUCCCGAAACAUCAUCAUUUCAAUCCAUCUGGGCAUGGGAAAUAAGUCUUUUGACCAUACAAAUAAUAUCUUGCCUUCUAACAUCCAGCUGCCAGUCUGUAAAUGUCCAUAAGACAAGCUUGGCUCAGGUACAUAUGAAAUAUAAGAAAUAUAGAUAACAUUGUAUGUCAUAUCUUUGUAUAUUAGGUCAAUUCACUUGCUUUUGGAUAUUUCUUUUAACUCUAUUUUUUUAUACCCGUUUGCCCUUAGGAUUCUUUGUUGUUGUUUAUAUGAGAACAAUGUAAAUCAUAAUUGCAAUUCAAGUUCACAGGGAAAUCUUGUUGUGCAUAUUGUCAA